AUGUCGACGACCGUGGAGAAGAUCAAGCAAAUUGAGGAGGAGAUGGCUAGGACUCAAAAGAACAAGGCGACAGCGUUUCACUUGGGUAUGUGCAGGACAAAGAUAACAAUUCAUGUAUCUUGGGAGAGGAUAACUGACGGUUGUGAAGGUCAACUCAAAGCGAAGCUUGCAAAGUUAAAACGAGAGCUUUUGACCCCAUCCGGCGGCGGUGGCGGCGGAGGUGGUGUUGGUUUCGAUGUCGCUCGUACCGGUGUUGCCAGUGUUGGUUUCAUCGGCUUCCCCUCCGUCGGCAAGAGUACCUUAAUGAGCAAAUUGACUGGCCAACAUUCCGAGGCCGCCGCAUACGAGUUCACAACCUUGACAACCGUUCCCGGCCAGGUGCUGUACAACGGUGCGAAAAUUCAGAUUCUCGAUCUCCCCGGUAUCAUUCAGGGUGCCAAAGAUGGUAAAGGUCGUGGUCGUCAGGUCAUCGCAGUGGCCAAGACUUGCCAUCUCAUUUUCAUUGUCCUAGACGUCAACAAGCCGCUGCUCGACAAAAAGAUUAUCGAGAACGAAUUGGAAGGGUUUGGUAUCAGAAUCAACAAACAACCGCCCAACAUUGUUUUCAAAAAGAAAGACAAGGGUGGUAUUGCCAUCACUAGCACCGUUCCCCUAACACAUAUUGACCAUGAUGAAAUCAAAGCUGUCAUGAAUGAAUAUAAGAUUUCUUCUGCGGAUAUUUCCAUCAGAUGUGAUGCCACCAUUGACGAUCUAAUUGACGUCCUCGAGGCAAAGAGCCGAAGUUAUAUACCAGUCAUCUACGCUCUGAACAAGAUCGACUCCAUUUCGAUUGAAGAGCUAGAUCUUCUUUACCGAAUCCCCAACGCUGUCCCCAUUAGUUCCGAGCAUGGCUGGAAUAUCGAUGAGCUUCUGGAACUAAUGUGGGAGAAACUCAACCUCAGACGAGUCUACACGAAACCCAAGGGAAAGGCUCCUGAUUACUCGGCUCCUGUUGUCUUGAGAUCAAACGCGUGCACAGUUGAGGACUUUUGUAAUGCCAUUCACCGGUCGAUCAAGGAUCAGUUCAAGGUUGCCAUCGUUUAUGGCCGCUCCGUCAAACACCAACCGCAGAGAGUCGGUCUCUCGCAUGAAUUAGCGGAUGAGGAUAUUGGUAUGCUGCCCCUGUGA
This is a messenger RNA of Aspergillus fumigatus Af293, 1167 nucleotides long. The record is from RefSeq and is a predicted model, not a curated record. NCBI's taxonomy places the organism in Eukaryota, Fungi, Ascomycota, Eurotiomycetes, Eurotiales, Aspergillaceae.